Messenger RNA from Entamoeba nuttalli P19, 567 nucleotides. RefSeq lists its product as hypothetical. The transcript has a single exon. Bases 1 to 567 code for a protein of 188 amino acids. NCBI's taxonomy places the organism in Eukaryota, Evosea, Mastigamoebida, Endamoebidae. The record is from RefSeq and is a predicted model, not a curated record.
AUGAAUAUUGAAGAACCAUCAUUCACACUUCAUCCAACAAACCCUACAAAUAAUCGUUUGGUUGAGCGUCUCAAAGAAUUACGUAAACAAUAUCAAAGAUUAGAAGAAUUAAAAAAGGUAGUGGUAAAAGAAUUUUCUGCAACAGCUUGUUUACUUGAUAGAUUACCUGAAUUUUAUGAACAAAAAUAUAUUGAAAAAUUUAAAUGUGAACCUCCUCCAUUUCAUUUUUCUAAAGACCGUGUUCCACCAUUAGAUGAAAGACAAUUAGAAGUUGGAUGUUCACAUUUAUUAAAUCCUUCUAUUGAACUUGAAAACUUUCCACAACUUAUUGAUUUAAAUGAAGAUAAUUUUUUUAGAACAAAAGAAGAAAUAGAAAAUUGUCAAAGAGAAGAAGAAGAAGAAAAUAAAAAUGAGAGUAAUGAAGAUAUAAAGAAAUCUAUUGAUGAAUUUUUAUUGAAUGAAAAUGAAAUAAUUGAUGGAGAAGAUGUUAGUUCUGAUGAAGUUAAAUUACCAAGACUUAAUAAUGAAAAAGAGAUGUCGCAACUAAAGAAACAAGCAAAAAAAUAA